AUGGUGCGCAGCGAUCCUCGCGUCAAGGAGAUCGUCAACGACUACCUCCCCUCGAAUGCUCGUCUUCGCCAAAAUCUACUGCCAUGCGAGACGUACCCCGACGUGCGUCACGUCGCCAUCGUUAGCCUAGGAGCGUCAAGCGCGUCGAGCUUGGGCAAAGUCUUCGGGAUCUGUACUCUGCCCCGACACCGUCGAUGUGCGAACCACCUCAAGCCCGGCGCGCUGCAGAUGACGGAGGCGCAGCUCUACGAGGUCAGAGCCCGCGUUGCAAGUCUCAACCCGCCUGCCAGAAUUGGUGGUGUCACUUUCGUUGGCGCCCAACUUCCCCCCGCGUUGAUCGCUGCAGCCACCGGGCCAGGGCGCCCUCAUCUCCAGACGGAGACGGUGGUCGUUUAUGUAUACAUAAGGGACGGGGACGUUCCUGUCUCCCUCCCACUUACGUGUGUGGACCGUGGCAUCCAGCUGCAACUCACGUUCCGUCAGCCGAUUACGUGCGACAUCCUCUCGCUGAAGCCGCGGGAGAACUACGAGUUGUAUGACGCCCAGUUGGGAGAGUUUGUCGGCUUCCCGCGAGUGAACGAGCAUCGUUACUUCCUUCGCGAUGAGGUCCUCGUAUACAGGGCUCCAGGCGUCGUGGACUGCCCCGGUUUGGAAGAUCUGGUGCUCACGAGUCAGCAGGUUCUUUACGACGGCCCGGCGCCCUUGCCGUCGCUGCUGCAGCACAUGCAGGCUCGCGACUCGGGCGACCGCAGCCCAUCACCUGAUCACAGCUCGCAGGCGCUCCUGGUGUCGACGCCGGGUCGCGUUUUGCGCUCAGGGCGUGUCAUUACGUCCGAUGCGAGCCCGUCCACGUCGUCCACGUCUUCUCCGGGCUCCAGUCGGCGCCACAGUCUGCCUAGUUCUUCGACCGGAAGCUCAUCGGCGGGACACAAGAGGAAGCGCGGCGAUCUCCCGGCGUCGCCAAGCAAGCGUGCCGCAAACAAGGGGAAAGCCCGCAUGGAGGAGCCGGACGACGCGGACGAAUCGGAUGACGAGGUGUGGGUGGUUGUUGACGACGAUGAGGAGAUCGAGAUGCUCGUUUCGAAUUGA
Molecule: messenger RNA, 1089 nt
Organism: Fomitopsis serialis
Lineage: Eukaryota; Fungi; Basidiomycota; Agaricomycetes; Polyporales; Fomitopsidaceae
Exons: 3
Coding region: 1-1089 (362 amino acids)
Source: RefSeq, a predicted model, not a curated record